AUGAGGAUAUGGACCUGCAAUACUCCGAGACUCAUGCGCGAGGGGUUUUACUGGGGCCCUGGCGAUGUCAAUGAGGCUAAAGGAUAUGUCGCGCUGAACGACAAGGUCAGUUCUCGUGCUUGGGGAUUGGACCGUCGUUGGAAGCACGUUCGAGUAUAUGAGCUCCAGCCACAAGGCGACAAGGUGGAAUGGCUUGGUCACAUAUUGGUAUUUGCACAAGAAGCUGCUGCUCUGGCUCAGUUUGAUCUCAGCUAUAUCACACCGGAGAGGGCCGUGAAGAUGACAGCAACCAACUGGCAGAAAAGACUUGUCUACUUGGCUGAUCGGCGUCGACCUGAUCUCAGCUUCAAUACGAUCUACGGUUCGAUGCCCUUGAAGGGCUGGUGGGUUUGGCCCAAGGCGGAAUCAUCUAUCAGUGAACGAACAACAGCAGCUUCAGGGAGCGAUUUUGCCUUGGAAUGCCCGAAGAAUAGUCCAACAACGGGUCCCAGCGGCAUCACGGAGCGAUACAUCAUGUUCGUGUGCGUAGAUAGAGACUUGCAGGCUCCCAAGCCCUAUUCAAAAGCGGACAAAAAGAGAGAGGGAGACCUGAAAGAAACCGUACAAAUAGGACAUGCUCUGUUGAUAAAUCUAAGUGAACUGCUGUGUCUUUGA
Molecule: messenger RNA, 654 nt
Organism: Clonostachys rhizophaga
Lineage: Eukaryota; Fungi; Ascomycota; Sordariomycetes; Hypocreales; Bionectriaceae
Source: the annotation of a GenBank genome assembly